ACGAGACUCUGAGGGGUAGAGGCAGGGGCAGAGCAGAGGGAGAGCUGCUUCCACUGUGGGUGGCCAUGGCCGCCAGACUCCCUCUCGCUGCGUGCAUCGUCGCCUUCCACCUCUGCCUUCUCCUCUUGCCGUCAUCCUCACUCCGCCGGCUCUCAGAAGCGGAGACCGCGGAAGUCCGCCAUGGCGUGGGCAUCAGGCCCGCCUACCACUUCCUGCCCGCCAAGAACUGGCAGAACGAUCCGAAUGGGCCGAUGUACCACAACGGUGUAUACCACCUCUUCUACCAGUACAACCCGUUGGGCGCGACAUGGGGCAGCGGCAACCUGUCAUGGGGUCACUCCGUCUCCCGUGACCUUGUGAACUGGGCCGCCCUUGACAUCGCGCUUGACCCCACCGCCCCCUUUGACCACAACGGAUGCUGGUCAGGCUCCACCACAAUCCUCCCUGGUGGCAUGCCGGCCUUGAUGUACACUGGCCGCAUCGACAACGCCAAGGUGCAAGUGCAGAACGUCGCCUUCCCUAGGAACCCUGCCGACCCACUCCUUCGUGAUUGGGUCAAGCCCGCCUACAACCCUGUCAUAUCGCUUCCAGCCGACGUUCCUGGAGAAUACUUCCGCGACCCUACCACGGCGUGGGUAGGCCGCGACAGUAUGUGGCGUAUGGCCAUUGCGGCCAAGGUCGGUGGCCCCAAUGGCAUUGCCUCCACGCUCAUCUACCGGAGUAAGGACUUCCGACACUGGAAGCGGAACGACUUGCCAUUGUACACAUCACGUGCCGCCAGCAUGGUUGAGUGCCCGGACCUAUUCCCAGUGGCAGAGCCUGGUACAGAGGAGGGGCGACUCGGCUACGCUUCUGGAACAGCGAGCGGUGCUAUGAGGCAUGUGCUAAAGCUGAGCGUGACAAACAUGACCCAGGACUACUAUGCAAUUGGGAGGUAUGAUGAUGUGGCAGACACCUUCGUGCCAGAGGUGGAUGGCGAGCGCAGCGUCGAAGACUGCCGGACCUGGCGCCGCUUCGACUACGGGCACGUAUACGCCUCAAAGUCCUUCUUCGACACGCGCAAGAACCGACGCGUGCUCUGGGCAUGGGCUAGCGAGUCCGAUAGCCAGUACGAUGACCUUGCCAGAGGCUGGUCCGGUGUUCAGAUAGUUCCGAGGAAGGUGUGGCUGGACGGAGACGGUAAGCAGCUACGACAGUGGCCAAUCGAGGAGAUUGAGACGUUGAGAAGAAAACGAGUCGCCGCAUUGCAAGAAGCACAUGUGAAUGCCGGUGGCGUGAACGAGAUCAGUGGCGCGGGCGCGCAGACUGACGUUGAUGCCAUCUUCGAGAUCCCGUCGCUGGAAGAGGCUGAGACCUUCGAGCCCAACUGGCUGCUGGACCCGCAGAAGCUAUGCGAGGAGAAGGGCGCGUGUGUGCCAGGAGGGGUUGGCCCAUUCGGGCUACUCGUCAUGGCCUCCGGCGACCUGCGGGAGCACACGGCUGUCUUCUUCAGAGUGUUCAGACACAACCGCAAGUACAAAGUUCUCAUGUGCACCGACCUCACAAGAUCGACUGGGAGGGACAAGGUGUACAAGGCACCGUAUGGAGGGUUUGUGGACAUAGACAUCGAGCAGCACCAGAGGAGCAUAUCUCUUAGAACAUUGAUUGACCAUUCGGUGGUGGAGAGCUUUGGUGGCGGGGGGCGGACAUGCAUCACAGCACGGGUGUACCCUGUGCACGCGGAGAACAACAAUAGCCAUGUGUUCCUGUUCAAUAACGGGACCGGCAUCGUGAAGGUGUCAAGGCUUGAGGCAUGGACGCUGGCGACAGCUGCCGUAAAUGUCGUGCAUGGCGGGUGACUUCCUUAAGUGUAAAUUUAAAUUGACUCGCUCCAAGAAGUAACUACACACCAGUUUAAUAUGUAGAAGCGAGGCUCGACUCAUGACAUAUUGGGCAACCAUCUCAUGGUACGAGCGAGAAAGACGCUGGGCAAUUCUCCCUGAAAAGUAAGGGCUUAUUGCAGCAUUCUAAUGUGAAAAUAAUGAGUGUAAAACACUUGGGGAGCUUCCAUUUCCUCUAAGUUAUAUAUAUGUCACUUAUACAA
Messenger RNA from Triticum aestivum (bread wheat), 2083 nucleotides. Its product is annotated as fructan 6-exohydrolase-like. NCBI's taxonomy places the organism in Eukaryota, Viridiplantae, Streptophyta, Magnoliopsida, Poales, Poaceae. The coding region runs from base 66 to 1838 and encodes 590 amino acids. The record is from RefSeq and is a predicted model, not a curated record. Gene Ontology annotation, molecular function: hydrolase activity, hydrolyzing O-glycosyl compounds. The transcript is spliced from 6 exons. Gene Ontology annotation, biological process: carbohydrate metabolic process.